This is a messenger RNA of Kazachstania africana CBS 2517, 816 nucleotides long. RefSeq names its product phosphatidate phosphatase LPP1 (gene LPP1). Gene Ontology annotation, molecular function: phosphatidate phosphatase activity. The transcript has a single exon. Bases 1 to 816 code for a protein of 271 amino acids. Gene Ontology annotation, biological process: phospholipid metabolic process. NCBI's taxonomy places the organism in Eukaryota, Fungi, Ascomycota, Saccharomycetes, Saccharomycetales, Saccharomycetaceae. The record is from RefSeq and is a predicted model, not a curated record.
AUGCUAUCGAAUGCUUUGCAAGCAUAUUGCAGAUUGUACUUAGUGCAGUAUAUUACACUACUUUUUGCCGCAUUGUUCUUUGUCUACUCAGAAUUUGGGCUGGUGCCAAGAUGGAAAAACAUCAAGUUUCGACUAAAUGAUCCAAGCAUCUCAAAAACAUACACCGAAGACGAAGUGGUCAGUGGUACGGAAUGUAUUUUAUUGAGUCUUAUAAUAAGCAGUGCGGUUGUUUCAUGGUACUGUGUGGUCAACAAGAGUGCUAUACGUAAGCUUCAUGGCGGCUGGUUACAUUAUAAACCCGAGUGGAUAUCAAAAGAAUUUCAUUUUUAUCAUACAAGCUUACUAUGUCUGGGUUUGAUACUGGCAAUUAAUGGUGCUAUAACAAACGCUUUGAAGUUGCUAAUUGGUAACACACGCCCUGACUUCAUAGCGAGAUGCCAACCAGCAAAUGUUAAUUUAAAUGAAAAUGACGACACCUUUUUGACCUUGCAAAGUUGUCAACAGAGCGAUAAAGCAAUUCUUUAUGAAGGUUUGAAAAGUACGCCAAGCGGACACUCUAGUUUCAUUAGUUGUGGUCUGGGCUUUGCGUUCAUCUGGCAGUGUACGUACAUUACUGGCAGUUUUUAUAAACACCUUUGGUGCCCUGUCCUUGCCCUAAUAGUAAUGAUUUCUAGGAUCACUGAUCAUAGGCACCAUUGGUAUGACGUUCUAUCUGGCUUUACUCUAGGAUUAAGUGUUAUAUACGUCUGUUGGAAGUGGAUAUUCCAUCCAAAGGUAUCAACUACAUACUCUUUGCCAGGACCUAUAUCAGUUUAA